UCAAUGUGGAUUGGACUGGGUUGUGGUGACCCGAAUACCCAUGAAACCAUAUCCGAUAAAAAAAGUCUAGAUCUUUCUGGAACAGUACAACAAGCUGGCAAAUUCUAGAUUCGACCCUUGUUGUGAUACCACAAAAAACCGCGAUUCGCCUCCGAUUCAUAUUUACGUUAUAGCUAUAUCUUUGGCCAAAGUUGACACCGUCCUCCUUCACAAACUUUGCUCAUCCCGAUCUCAAUCUCCGGCAAAAUCCAGUUUUUAAGUUUCCGGUCGUUUUCUCUCACGCUCUCUUUCUCCCGAGGUAGUUGUUGUUUCUAAAGUAUCAUGGCUGAGCAACAAUCAGUUGAAGGGUCAAGCACAAGCAAUGUUUCUAGUGGAAGUUCUGAAUCAACCGUGGAGCUCAAUAUCAAGACCUUAGAUUCCCAGACACAUCCUUUUAACGUGGAUAAGAAUAUGCAAGUUUCAGCCCUGAAAGACAGAAUAUCAAGUCAGAUUGGUGUACCUGUUGAGCACCAAAGGCUAAUUUUUAGGGGCAAGGUCUUGAAGGAUGAUCACCUUCUUUCGGAAUAUCAUGUGGAAAAUGGGGACACACUACAUUUAGUACUGAGGCAAUCUCAACCGCAACCUUCAUCGGUUAGCAGCACUGGACAAGCCACUACUAACAAUGUUAGCAGAGGACAAGAGUCUCAACCUUCUGCUGGAGGCUCACGGCGUGUCGGGCAGAUUUCACACAGUGUUGUCCUAGGAACUUUUAAUGUUGGAGAUCAGGGGGAAGGAGUUGUGCCUGAUCUUAGUCGGGUUAUUGGGGCAGUUUUAAACACUGUAGGGAUUGGGAACAUGACUGGUGGCCAGCUUCCUGGUGUGCAGGUCAGUGCUCCAGUUCCUCCACCUCAAGGAAAUGAGAGUCAAAGUCAGCAAUCUGGGCAGGCAUUUGCUGGUCAAUCUUUACCUCAAGUAGUUCAAAUUCCACUGGGGGCAGCAUUAGCUGUCCCCUCAAUUAAUUCACCCAUUCCUGAUUCCUUGCACACGCUUACUGACUUCAUGAAUCGCAUGGAGCUCGUAUUCUCACAGAACGGUUACCCGCCAAACCAGUCACCUAAUACUGCAGCAGAUUCACCUGCAGUACAGUUGCCUACAAAUUCUCAUGGCUUAUCGACUCCAGAGGCAUUGAGCACUGUUCUGCAUCAUGCAGAGCGUCUCUUUGGCGGUCAUGUCAUUGCGGCAUUAUCUCAAAUUGCAGGACGGUUGGAACGGGAAGGGGGCUCCAGUGAUCCUGCAGUAAGGGGACAGGUGCAGACAGAAUCAGUGUUAAUUGGUCAAGCAAUGCAACAUUUAGGUGCCCUUCUACUAGAGCUUGGGAGGACGAUAUUGACUCUCAGAAUGGGACAGUCACCUGCCGAAUCUUCAGUAAAUGCUGGUCCUGCUGUUUACAUAUCUCCCACAGGGCCGAACCCCAUAAUGGUUCAGCCUUUCCCCCUUCAAACCAGUUCACUCUUUGGUAGCUCAACUGCUGUUCUCCCUAAUCCUGGCCCCUUUGGCGCUCUUGGGAUUGGUAGUGCUCCAAGGCAUGUCAAUAUUCAUAUACAUGCCGCACCUAUAAUUUCUGCAGUUGGUGCUAGGGCGACCAAUGGAGAUGGAGCACAGGGUGAACGUGGUAAUGGAACUGACUCUGGCCAAUCAAGGGCUUUGCCUGUCCGAAAUAUAAUGGCUACAGCUGUUCCACCAAGGCCUGCUGUUAUCUCAGUCUCUAGCCAAUCAGAGAGCUCAAGUGGCCUAGAACACACUACUGUAUCUGGUGCUGUGAAUGAUACUGUAAGCACUCAACUAGGUAUCACAUCUGCAAGUGGGAUGACUGUGCCUGAGCCGCUACUGGCGCAUGAUUGUCCUGGAAGAGAGGAUAAAAUGGGUCAAGGUCAAUCAAGCGAAAUGUCUUUUGGUAAGCCAGAGGCCUCAGCCAGUGCGGGAGGAGCUCAAAGAUCUGGUCAGGAGUUAGGUAGUCCUGAUGAAUCCUCAUCUGUGCCCCUUGGCUUAGGGUUUGGAGGUUUGCAGCCAAAGGUAGGCAAGCCUUUAUGAUGCUGCUUCCCGGAUAUGUCUGAUUAUUUGAUUUGGCUGGAAGAUGGAGUUAUAAUAGAAUAUUCAUUUUUAUUUACAAUAUAGUAGACUGUUUGAAAGGAUAUGUGAUAAGGAGUUAGAAGCCUCUAACCAAUUUAUAUUGGAGUGAUGGCAUUCACCAGUUUCUGCCGCUUCAUUGUCCGUUGUAAUUAAUGAAUGAUUUUGUGUCUGCUGAUUUGUUUAAUGCUCAUGUUCCAUGAAGUGCUAGGUCAAAUUUUCUUGAGUUGCUUUCAUGUGCCCUAAGUUUGUUUUUUCUUUUGUCUUGUCAAUUAUUUAUUUACCUUAAAUUUAGCAUUCACAUCUCGCUCAAGAGUUUUAAAAGUUGAUAUUCUAUAAUAAAUAAGCCUGCAACUUGUGAUGUCGGGUCAGGGGAACAUCACAGGUUCGAACCCUGCAACAAACAAUAGCCUGGUAAUUAAGGGGAGAAGGGUAGAGGGACGAGCCCAUUAUCUAUCGAGUUUUGAACUGUGCACCAAUGAC
Nicotiana tabacum (common tobacco) is the source of this 2589-nucleotide messenger RNA. Lineage: Eukaryota; Viridiplantae; Streptophyta; Magnoliopsida; Solanales; Solanaceae. The record is from RefSeq and is a predicted model, not a curated record.